UGACGCAAAGCCCCCCGCUUUCAUCGAUCAGUUGUGAACGAGACCCCACUGCGACAAGAUGGUUAAAUUGACUUUGUAUGGCCUGGACCCCAGCCCUCCAGUUCGCGCUGUAAAGCUCACCUUGGCCGCCCUCAACCUGCCCUACGAAUAUGUAAACGUCAACAUCGUGGCUCGGGAGCAACUUUCCUCGGCCUACCUGGAGAAGAACCCGCAGCACACGGUGCCCACGUUGGAGGACGACGGCCACUUCAUCUGGGACUCGCACGCCAUCAUCGCCUACCUGGUGUCGAAGUACGCUGACACCGAUGCCCUUUACCCGAAGGAUCUCCUCCAGCGCGCCGUUGUGGACCAGCGACUGCACUUUGAGUCGGGCGUGGUCUUUGCCAAUGGCAUCAGGAGCAUUUCCAAGCCGGUGAUCUUCUUCGGACAGACCACGGUGCCGAGGGAGCGGUACGAUGCCAUCAUCGAGAUCUACGACUUCGUGGAGACCUUCCUCAGGGGUCAGGAUUACAUCGCUGGGAAUCAACUGACCAUCGCCGACUUCAGUCUCGUCUCAUCGGUUUCUUCUCUUGAGGCCUUUGUGGACUUGGACCCCGGCAAGUACACCAAUAUCAGUGCCUGGGUCAAGCGACUGGAACAGCUUCCCUACUACGAGGAGGCCAACGGCAAGGGCGCCCGCCAGUUGGUGGCCAUUGUCAAGAAGACGAACUUCACAUUCGAGUCCUAGUAUGUGCGUUAUUUAGGUCAAAAAAUUCACUGCAAACCGGUUUAUUAAUGUGUGUUUAAAUAAAAUAUUUUAAAAAGUG
Molecule: messenger RNA, 806 nt
Organism: Drosophila biarmipes
Lineage: Eukaryota; Metazoa; Arthropoda; Insecta; Diptera; Drosophilidae
Gene: GstE6
Product: glutathione S-transferase 1
Exons: 1
Coding region: 59-727 (222 amino acids)
Biological process (GO): glutathione metabolic process
Molecular function (GO): glutathione transferase activity
Source: RefSeq, a predicted model, not a curated record